UGUCAUAGAUGGCAGUUUUCUCUGAUUGGUGGCGCUAUCUAAAACGAAAGUUGAAACUUGAUGACGGCCGAAAAGUAUUCUAUGUUGUGCUGAACUGAAUGUUCAAGCUUCUCAACCGUGUUUGAUAUAAAGCAACAAAUAGAAUGAGCGGUAAAAUUCCGGGACUCCUACGAGUCACGUGGCAUCCUCUGCAGACGAUUUUACGAGGACUCAACUGCCGCACAGCAUCAGUAACAAAAAUGCACAGGAAGACGUACGAGAGAAUGUAUCCAACCAUAGUCGUUCUGCCCGAUGGGAGUAGUAUAAAUAUAAAAUAUCAUGAGCCUAGACAUAUAAUAAAACUUCCUCUAAAUUUAGCGACUUUAUCGGAAGCCGAACGAAAGUUAAGGCUCAUCGCCCGUAAACCAAAAACUUUUAUCAAGAUAGAAGAAGAUAUCGACGAUGACGAUUUUGAUGCGAAGAAGUAUCUCAAGUUCGUUAAAAAAUGACCCUGUUUGGGAUCCGUUGUGAUUUA
Messenger RNA from Diprion similis, 514 nucleotides. It is a transcript of the gene mRpL55, whose product is annotated as 39S ribosomal protein L55, mitochondrial. The record is from RefSeq and is a predicted model, not a curated record. Gene Ontology annotation, molecular function: structural constituent of ribosome. Gene Ontology annotation, biological process: translation. Bases 144 to 488 code for a protein of 114 amino acids. NCBI's taxonomy places the organism in Eukaryota, Metazoa, Arthropoda, Insecta, Hymenoptera, Diprionidae. Gene Ontology annotation, cellular component: mitochondrial large ribosomal subunit. The transcript has 2 exons.